AUACAAUUCUUUUUCUUUUUACAGGAUAAAGAUAGAAAUUAAAAACGAAUCUUCUUAAACAAUUUACAUUUUCAAAUGCAAUAUGUUUUUCGAGGUCUUUAAAGAAACGAAGUAUCCUCGCUUUGGCAAGUACAUUAAUCAUUUACAACAUUUACGAUGUACAACAAUAAAUUCAACCUAAAUCGUUACACGCAUCAAUGAUAGAAUCUCGAGCUUUCAACACCGAUAAUGAGAGAUAAGAAGAAAGCUCAAACCUCAUUUUUGCGCUGAGCUAUCGAAAGACAAAGAUUGUAAAAAAAGAUGAUGGCAAAAUAUUUGUGUCUAGCGCCUCGCCACAGCGUCAGCUGAUAAGAAUUAAUAAUAAUAAGAAGAGAUUCGAGAGAGGAGCAACGUGACAAAGCGUAUAGACCUCCAGCGAGGCUCGCUCGAACUUUCGGCAUCAAAUGACAGUUGUUCUCCCACUCUCGGGCAAAAACCAAUGAGGCCGUCGGCCAAACGCAAUUUGUCUGCGCGCCGUCACAGCAACCAUUGUUUUUAAAUCGCCAAACGACUUGCAGAUAGCUAUCGACUCGAAAGUCUAGGCACAAACGAGGCGCGCGUCCAGACGCAAGACAUUAGAGAGCGAGUAGCCGGGCGACGGGAGAGGAGGGAUCGACACACUCCGGCGGCGUCACGCUACCCCGUCGCGCCGCAUCGAGGUAUAUAUGGCCGAGCCUCGGCGGCCGGCCAGACGACGGCUCAGUCGCGUUGCGCCGCGCAUCACCGCAAGUGCCGAUUCACGCAGACGCGCGAUGACGAUAGGCCAGCCGUUGCUCUCGUGACGAAGGCCCAGCGACGCGCCCUUGGCCGCAGCUCGAGCGCGUUUUGAAGACGGGGGGCAGUUUCGCCGCCUCGAUGUGUAGUGCAACUCCGGUCGACUCGCAAGGGCACCCGGAGAAUGUCGAAGAAGCAAUGGUUCGCGUUGCUGAUGCUGUUCGUCAUCUACCUGUUGCUCGGCGCCUCGAUAUUCUACCACAUCGAGAGCCGACUGGAAGACAAGAGGAUCGACAUUGCAAGGAAAGAACGCAUCGAGAUCAACGCUCUCCUGACUAAACAUUAUCAUUCGUGGGGAGGUCACGACCAGAACGAGAUAUUCCAGAAGUUGACCGAGUAUUGCGGCAAGCCGGUAUACAAUUACAAAGACGGCGAUGUCGACCAGCACAAAUGGGACUUCUACAACAGCUUCUACUUCGCUUACACUGUCGUCAGUACCAUCGGGUACGGUAACUUAGCGCCGACAAGUGAGCUAAGUCGAAACCUAAUGAUCUUCUACGCCCUCGUGGGUAUCCCAAUCAACGGUAUCCUGCUGGCCCAGCUUGGCGAGUAUUUCGGUCAAGUGUUCGUGACAGCAGUGCGGAAAUACAAAUCCUACAAGAAAAGCCAAAACGAGUCAUGCACAAAGAAAUCACUGACGUCGUUGGAGAAGCGACGGGCUGGUCUAUUCAUGCAGAUCGUCAUGUAUCUUCUGCCGGGCUUUAUCAUGUUCAUCUUCUUUCCGGCCUUCCUGUUCUGCUAUUACGAGGGAUGGACCUACGACGAGGCCGUUUAUUACGCCUUUGUCACGCUAACUACUAUAGGUUUUGGAGAUUACGUGGCAGGCCAAGACAACACGAAAGGAAAAGGACUAUGGUUCGCCCUAUACAAAGCAUUCUUGAUCGUGUGGAUCUUGUUCGGCCUUGGCUAUAUCGUGAUGAUAAUGACGUUCAUUGGCCGCGGUAUGACCAGCAAGAAGAUCGCCCGUCUUGAGCAUAAGUUCGCCGUCAAACUCAAGCAUACGCAGAGCAAGAUUUGGCAAGAGUUCAAUGAAGAUAUUAAUUACCUUAGACGGGUGUUCAAUGAACUUCAACUUUCCAAAGUCAAGAGGGUAUACGUGGACGAAUGCGUAUAUGACACACCGUUACCACACUACCCGAGAAGUAACAGUUUUCCUAACCUUCGAGAUCUACUUUACGGAGGUCUGGAACCAUCGCCGCCGUGCCCACGACGACGCGCUAAUAGCGAAGUUGUUCCAUCGGAGGGCCACGUAGCUCGUGUCGUCUCGGAAACCGACUUGCAGCGCAUCGAUAAGCACGCAACAUUCGCCACCCAUGCGAUGGUUCAACCCGCCGAAUUACUUGCACGUUUAGUUAACAUUCUCGGCUACAUACCACCACCGCCACCCCCCGAUGACGAUGAUAUAUCAACUACGGCUGACGAAAAAAUCGGAGUGCAGGGCUUCAGCGAAAAGGAAAUCCUUGCCACUGAGGCACAGUGGAACGACAAAUGGAUACUUGGAGCAGACGAGCCGAUUAAACCAUGCCGAUCGCGAGCGACAAGCGAGGUACGACUCGACCGAUCGGACAUUUUUACGUGCCCAAAUCUAAGUGAAUGGACUUGGUCGGGACCAGCGGCAUCGACGAAGAUACAAGAGAUUAGAAAAGCUCGCAGAAAUGACACACCGGAGCCUAAGGAUACUUUAUUUGGGCCUAAAUCGCGAUUGUUAUCGUUGAAUUUAGGUUUACCUAAGGGACCUAGAGGAUUGCUACCUCGAUGGGUUAGAUUCUUACGUGACAGCAAGAAGCUGUCGGUAGAUCAUUCGAUAUCGGGGGAUGACGUUGAGACGGGAAGCAGAGAGUUUGCUUCACAGCCACAGUCACCUGAUCGUAACAAUAUACUGAUAAACUUCAUUCUCAAUGUAGCUGUGCUGGACGCUCCGGAACGUCGCGAUUCCUACUCGCGACCGUACUACACACACACCGGUGGCAAUCUUCUCGAAGAAACGUCCCUGGCAGACUUCCUUCGAGCUUUGACAGCCCUGCAUUCACGCGUCGGUGUCGUGCCCGAUGAUUUUACCACAGGCCCAACGAAGAAAAGCAACAGCGGUCCUCAACGAAAAUUAGGAACGGCUUCGUUGACACCACCCAAACUGCCAAGUUUGCUGACGUUGUUCUCACCGCCAACUGGUCACAGUCAAAGUCAGCAGAAUACCAUCACGGCAGCUGCUGCCAGUGCCCAUCAAAAGAGGAGAUUUUCACUCAGGACAGCUGAAAACUCGAGCACCUCGACGCCUCUGUAUCAGAGACGAGCUACGCAAGGUGCUAAUGGUAUGAACAGACCGUCCACAAGAAGGUUUUCCUUGAGGCCGGUCGGUACACCGAUUCCCACGCCGAGACAAUUUUCGUACAAUUCGAAUACGAGUCAACCGGACGACCGUACAAGUCCACCACCUUACAAUGCCUCGGAAGCCUUCAUGCUGGAUUGUCCAAAGAAACCACUGGUAGAAAUGGAAGGUGCACCAGGCGUUUCCUCCCCCAUGGCGAUGCCUCUGCCAAAGAGUUACAGACGUUUUUCGCUACGACCAGCUCAGAUUGGCAUUCCACCAGCACCUUCAUCAGCUGCAAUGCCACCGCCGGUCGCUCAACAAGCAGCUAAAGCUAUUCCAAGGUGGAAAGCCGGUAUGCUGCAGCGUCAGCUCGGGCAGAGGAAUGUUCAGAGAAGAGCACGAGCUUUCAGUUUGAGUGACGUUCAUUCGGAAGAGUCGGAUCGCAGGAUUGGCAUCAGUCCCUUGGCUCUGCACGACAACGCCAGCACGAUAACCUCGGUUCAAGGCCAACAAUUCACAAUGACACCGAAAACCGUGACGAUCGUAUCACCAGACCUGUCUCACACCAAGUCCAAGUACCAAAAGCGUCCGAGCGAUUUGACGGACAUCAGUAGCAGUGGCAGCAGUGCGAGCACUAAUCAAUACACGUCGACUCAUGGUUUGCGUCGCUACAACAGCGAUAUCGAGUCGAUCUCGUCAAAAAGCUCCAGCCAUUCGUCAAAGUCGUUGGAUAAAGACGUGCCUGCCUCUUCGUCGUCCAAGAGCAGCAGCAGAAAAAGUUCGGAUGUUAGACCGUUGUGGAAAGCUACAAGCUACGAGAAAGAGGAUGUCAAGUGGGAUUUCCCCGAGCCAGUGAAUUCUACCGACGAGAUUCUUGCGGAAAUUGUUAAAGAGUCGGAAGACGUUACGAGAAGAUUGUCCGGAGAGUCAAGUAAUAAGGAGGCUUGUGAGAGAACAAAUUCAAUAAACCAGCCGUCGACUGGUAGAAAAGCGUCGAUAGCAUCGAUAGAGACGUGGACUGAGUCGAGAAGUAGAAAAAGUUCUGUUACCAAGAAAGACCAUGUAAGAAUUGAUGUGCCUGAUGAUUCCAAUGACAAACAUUCUCCAGUCUAAUUGUUUUAGUAGUUUUCUUCUAUUUUUCUCUUGUUUUAUGUAAGGGAUAGAAUUCAGGUGCCGUGAUAGGCUUUACUUGUACGCGUGGGAGUGUAUAGACAAGUGCAUUUUUGUAAAUACUGCGUGACAAGCGUUUGACUUGCGUUAGCAAUAGCCGUCGAUGUCACACCGCUGGUAAAGAAAAGAAAAAAAAGUAUUGUUUUUUAAGGGUCCAAUGCGAUCAAUUCGCGAAAAUGUAUUGUAUAAGUAUUUUGAUGACAAUUGCUGUGAAAUAGCAUAAGUGAUAGAAUUCCACGAUUCCGUUCGUGGCUCCUUAACUACUGUUCUUUUCCGCGAGCAAAAUAAUAAUGAGCUUAUUUUUAGGGAGCAUGUGAUUGAGAUGCCCAACGGAUGAUAUUUCCAUGCGCACACUUAUUAAUGAUACUGUGAUAGCACUGCGAGCCUUAAUUACUUUAAGCAGUACUCGGCAGGUACGAGUCCAGUAUUUUUAUUAUUUAAUUUUUAAUCCCAGUAAAGGUUGUAGCUUCGAGAUGGCUAUUUGAUCGCGAAUUGUUUUCAAUCAAUUUUAUACGUCUUUUUAUCACAGAAGUAACUUUUAUAAAGCAAUAAAUUUAUAAAACUCCUGAAAUGAUAAAAUAAUCGCCCUUGUAAAUAAUUUUGUAGUGACAGUAGCAAAAUGUUCAAAUGUAGUAUUUAGGUUAGAGAGUACAAGCCAGUGUAAAAUAGUAUCAAACCUUCGUUAAACUAAUCACACUUUUAAAUGCAAAGAAAAAAUAUUUAUAAUUGAUUAAAUUAUAAAAUUUGAUACCAUAAUGUUUUAAAGCAAUAAAUUAACGUGAAUAUACGUUGA
Molecule: messenger RNA, 5084 nt
Organism: Phymastichus coffea
Lineage: Eukaryota; Metazoa; Arthropoda; Insecta; Hymenoptera; Eulophidae
Gene: Ork1
Product: open rectifier potassium channel protein 1
Exons: 12
Coding region: 938-4234 (1098 amino acids)
Biological process (GO): potassium ion transmembrane transport; stabilization of membrane potential
Cellular component (GO): membrane
Molecular function (GO): potassium ion leak channel activity
Source: RefSeq, a predicted model, not a curated record